AGCCGAGUCUGUCCUGCUCGUUGGCGGAACUACCGAGGACAAUCACGAACAGUGUGGGUUGGCCCAGGUCACAGAUUGCACUGAAUCCUGUCACAUUGGCGUGUGAGGAAAAGUGAAUUAUUCCACUCCCCUCCGUGAAUGUAAGAAGUCUUUUGCUGGAAGCAUGUGGUGCAUCCUGCGAGGCUGGAGGCAAGGGUGUGUGGGCCCAGUUGGAGCCCUGACAUGGGGAAUCCUGGGACAGCAGCAGCUCCCAGUUGUCCGCACUCUGGCCAGCGUGAGCUCCAGAAGUAGAGAUGAAUACAGUCAUGUGAUAGUGGGUGCGGGCUCUGCUGGCUGUGUGCUGGCUGGACGGCUCACGGAAGACCCUGACAAGCGUGUGCUGCUAUUGGAGGCUGGACCCAAGGACAAGCUUGCAGGGAGCAAGAGGCUCUUGUGGAAGAUCCAUAUGCCUGCUGCCCUCGUGGCCAACCUGUGCGAUGAUAAGUACAACUGGUGCUACCAUACGGAACCACAGCCAGGCAUGGAUGGCCGUGUGCUGUACUGGCCACGGGGCCGGGUCUGGGGCGGCUCCUCUUCCCUCAACGCCAUGGUCUACAUCCGUGGGCAUGCUGAGGACUACAACCGUUGGCACCAAGAGGGCGCCGCAGGCUGGGACUACGCACACUGCCUACCCUACUUCCGCAAGGCUCAAGGGCAUGAGCUGGGUGCCAGCACAUACCGUGGUGGUGAGGGGCCACUGCGUGUAUCCCGGGGCAAGACCAACCACCCACUGCACCAGGCAUUCCUGGAGGCGGCACAGCAGGCUGGCUACCCCUUCACUGAGGACAUGAACGGCUUCCAGCAAGAAGGUUUUGGAUGGAUGGACAUGACUAUCCAUAAAGGCAAACGCUGGAGUACAGCUUGUGCAUACCUGCACCCAGCACUAAGCCGCCCCAACCUCACUGCCGAGGCCCAGACGUUUGUGAGAAGGGUGUUGUUUGAAGGCACCCGUGCAGUGGGUGUGGAGUAUGUCAAGAAUGGCCAGAGCCACAGGGCAUAUGCCAGCCAAGAGGUGAUUCUGAGUGGAGGCGCCAUCAACUCUCCACAGCUGCUCAUGCUCUCGGGGGUUGGGAAUGCAGACGACCUGAGGAAACUGGGCAUCCCGGUAGUGUGCCACCUUCCUGGAGUUGGCCAGAACCUGCAAGACCACCUGGAGAUAUACAUCCAGCAGGCAUGCACCCGCCCCAUUACCCUUCACUCAGCACAGAAGCCCCUGAACAAGGUCCGGAUUGGUCUAGAGUGGCUCUGGAAGUUCACAGGGGACGGAGCCACAGCCCAUCUGGAAACAGGCGGGUUCAUCCGGAGCCAGCCCGGAGUCCCCCAUCCAGACAUCCAGUUCCAUUUCCUGCCAUCCCAAGUGAUUGACCAUGGACGGACCCCCACACAGGAGGACGCUUACCAGGUGCACGUGGGGACCAUGCGGGGCACGAGUGUGGGCUGGCUCAAACUGAGAAGUGCCAACCCCCAGGACCACCCCGUGAUCCAGCCCAACUACUUGUCAACAGAAAAUGAUAUUUUGGACUUCCGUCAGUGUGUGAAGCUGACCAGAGAAAUUUUUGCACAGAAAGCCCUGGCACCAUUCCGGGGGAAAGAACUCCAGCCAGGAAGCCAUGUACAGUCAGAUAAAGAGAUCGAUGCCUUCGUGCGGGCAAAAGCGGACAGUGCCUACCACCCCUCGUGUACCUGUAAGAUGGGCCAGCCCUCCGACCCCACUGCUGUGGUCGACCCACAGACCAGGGUGCUCGGGGUGCAAAACCUCAGGGUGGUCGACGCCUCCAUCAUGCCCAGCGUGGUCAGUGGCAACCUCAAUGCCCCCACGAUCAUGAUCGCAGAGAAGGCAGCUGACAUCAUUAAGGGCCAGCCAGCACUCCAGGACAAGGAUGUCCCUGUCUACAAGCCUGGGAGCCUGGCCACUCAGCGCUGACGCAGCCACGGCCCAACAAGGCCCUGAGGAGCCAAGCGGCCAGCCUAGCCUUGCUCCAAAGGCUCAUUCCUGAAACUGUCUAAGGAAAUGAGACCAGCACUCAUUUCCAGGUUUCUUUCUCCCAGCAAGCCCCUGCCUCCUGGAGGGCAGUGGAAGUGCCCUUCCACGGCGCUCUCCCACGCAGGGUCUUCCUUCUGCUGCCUGUCUCAAUCCUGCUGGACCUCUCCCAGCCUCCCCGAGAAGACAAGCCCUGAAAUGCCUUAUCCAGGCUUGUCAGAGCCAGAGCACUGUGCACAACUCGACCUGUACUGCAUUCUCCAAGGCAGGCACCUUCCACCACUGACCUCCGGCUGAGCCUACAAGUCAUGCUCAGUUUGGGCCUGCACUGGGCUUCCCUGUUCAGAGGGAGAGCCGCCUGCUAGAAGAAACACAGCCUUUUCCUCCCUCCUCAGCUCCCUCUUUCACUCCCAGAGUGAGGCAAGAAUAGGUGCUUGGGGGGAAUCACCCCCAGGGGCUUGUGACCCACCUGUCCACUGCCUGGUGCUGAUUAAACAUGAUCCCACUGACAUGAUUUCUGGACUUUAUUCAGGGAGGUAAGCGUCACAAGGAACUCUUUGCUAUCAUAGUUUCGUUCAUGACGCAGCACUUUAAACGCUGUUCUGUGUCCAGGGAACAGAGAGACCCAGAGUAAACCCCCACAUACCGGCCA
Molecule: messenger RNA, 2672 nt
Organism: Condylura cristata (star-nosed mole)
Lineage: Eukaryota; Metazoa; Chordata; Mammalia; Eulipotyphla; Talpidae
Gene: CHDH
Product: choline dehydrogenase
Exons: 9
Coding region: 164-1963 (599 amino acids)
Cellular component (GO): mitochondrial inner membrane
Molecular function (GO): choline dehydrogenase activity; flavin adenine dinucleotide binding
Source: RefSeq, a predicted model, not a curated record